Messenger RNA from Heterotrigona itama, 2268 nucleotides. The record is from the annotation of a GenBank genome assembly. NCBI's taxonomy places the organism in Eukaryota, Metazoa, Arthropoda, Insecta, Hymenoptera, Apidae.
UAUUGCCCUCUUGGUUAGUUACACAUCAAGGUGCAGCGAGAAUCUCUCAUUUCGAAUGAAAAAUAGGAACGUGGGGAACGAGGCGAGCGCGCAACGUUUGAAAGUCGCGAGGAUGCAAAAAACAGGGAAGCUGGAUGCUUUCGCUUACGGAAAAUACCUGUCUCGCUCGAGAGUGGCUCGGAAAUCGGCCGACGAUCAAAAGUCCGAGCCUAUUCGCGAGAUGUGCACGAUCCCUAUUUCUAAUAGCGCGCACGUGUGUUGUUUAGGUUGCAGCGAGGACGAGGCAGCAGGUGUCGUGAACGCGGAGGUGGGCGGAGGUUGCGCGACCGGGGCGCCAACCACAGGAAGUGGCGUUGGAGGUGGUAGCGGGACAGGUAGCGAGGCCGGUGGUGGUGGCGGAGGCGGUGGUGGAGCAGGAGCAGGAACAGAAGGAGGCGGAGGUGGUGGUGGCGGUGGCGGCGAGGGCGGAUCGACGAAGCAGGGUGGCGAGAGGUGUCCCCAGUGCGGCUUCCUCUGUCGGGACGUCCACGUGCUUCAGCUCCAUCUCGAGGACACGCACAAGACCUCGUACGCCAUCGACAAGAACGAUCUCAACGCUCAAUUCCCUCAAGUGUCCUGCAAGGUGUGCAGCAAGACUUUUGCUAACGUCUACCGACUCCAGAGGCACAUGAUCAGCCAUGAUGAGAGUGCCGUGCUUCGUAAGUUUAAGUGUCCCCAUUGCGAGAAAGCCUUCAAGUUUAAGCAUCACCUCAAGGAGCACCUUCGCAUUCACAGCGGUGAAAAGCCAUUCCAAUGCAACAACUGCGGCAAACGUUUCUCCCAUUCGGGCUCGUAUUCGAGUCACAUGACCUCGAAGAAGUGCCUGAUAGUAUUUACGAUAUGCCGACGCUCCUGCCGCAAAUGAUGGGCUUCGGCAGCUACUUCUUGCAAACGUCCUUGGGCAAGAUCUUAAAUCAGCUACAUUCCAAGAGAUUGGACGAGGUAGCCGAGCAAGUCGAGACUCACCGGGAGCUUAUGAGCCCGUCGACGGCGGACUCUGAGGGCACCGAAGGCACCGAAGGCAAAGAAUCACCGGCGCCCACCGAUCCGCAAGGCCUCGACGCGGUUCGACGUAUCCUCGAAACGGUGAACACCUCCGUCACGAAGCAGUUACUCGAGGCGAACGUGAGGAAACUGUCCACCUCGCCGGCAACGAUGAAACGAGAGUUCGACGAGGAUUAUCAAGAUCAAGACAGCGAGAUGUCCAGCGAGAUGGCACAUUAUCCAGACUGGUCGGCAUCGACGGAUCAAUAUGACUCGCAGAGCGAAGGCUUGGCGGCGAAACUCGAGGACGUGAAUCAGCCCAGCGCGAAAUCGGGGUACAAGAGAAAAACGGAGGACAGCUCGGAGGCGGACUCGGAGGACGAGGAGGAUGGCACACAAACGCACAAUGACAACGGAAGGAGAGUCAGGGCUAGAUCGUUAAUAGACGACGAACAAUUGGCCGUUCUCAAGGGUUACUAUGCCAUUAAUCCUCGACCCAAGAAAGAGGAGAUCAUCAUGAUCGCCAACUAUAUCAACUUUCCUACUCGCGUAGUACAGGUUUGGUUUCAAAAUUCCCGAGCGAGGGACCGACGAGAAUCGAAGAUACCACCUCUAGUACCAUUGGCAAAUCCAACCAGUCAGACCGCGUACGAACAGCCAUUAGAUUUGUCGAAGAAAGAGGCACUCACGGACUCGGCGUGCAAAGACAAUGAAACUGUCUGUGUGAAGUUCACGUCGUCGUCCCCCGUUGAACAGAAGGACGACAAUGCACCGUCGCAUAAUCAAGACGCGGAUGAUCUGGAAGAUUCGCCGCUCGUCAUCGACGAGGAGGAGACCACCGAUUCUGUUGAAACGAAACGUACGGCCCCGAAUGGGGGAGAAAUUAUUCCAAAGGGUCAACCUCAGACAAACGUAAAGAACGAAAGUGAAAACGCGAGACAGCCAGAAGCUUCGCCAGCGGCGGAAAUCGAGCAGGGUGUCUACUUCUGUGAUCGGUGUGACAAAACAUUCUCCAAGCACAGUUCCCUAGCAAGACACAAAUACGAACAUUCCGGGCAAAGGCCGUACAAAUGCGUGGAGUGCCCAAGGGCGUUCAAACAUAAGCAUCAUCUGACCGAACACAAGCGACUGCACAGCGGCGAAAAGCCCUUUCAGUGCUCCAAGUGCCUCAAGCGCUUCUCUCACUCCGGCUCCUACAGCCAACACAUGAAUCAUCGUUACUCUUACUGCAAGCCGUAUAGAGAA